This is a messenger RNA of Candidula unifasciata, 3124 nucleotides long. The record is from the annotation of a GenBank genome assembly. NCBI's taxonomy places the organism in Eukaryota, Metazoa, Mollusca, Gastropoda, Stylommatophora, Geomitridae.
UGGAGAAUGAUGGAUUUCCCCUGGCAGCGACCCAAGAAGAAAUUCGGCAAUUUGAUGAACAACUUGUCACCGGAAAACGCCGAAACUUGAAGAAGAAGUCAUGGUCGUUCAGUGAGGUGAUCGCGCAGCGGAACAUUCGCUUUCCUGUUCUCUUUGAGGAUAUAAACAUCUGCAGAUUGUCUACUGAUCGUUCACAAGUUAUUUGCUUUGCUUGCCAGGAAGACAACACUGGUCACCUCAACUCUGAUGCCUAUGAACUUCCAGAAAUUGAUUGUGAUGUGUCACAUACAUCAGUUUUUGGAUGCUCAAAAUGGUUACAUGUUGAUCCUGUUGUAAGACUUCCAGAUCCACCCAUUUCUGAACAUCGUAUACGUGAAAUAGAAGAAUUAAAUGAAUUGUAUGAACUAGCUGAUGACACACAAUUGAAUUCCCAGGUAAUAGUUUAUGGGUCACACAUUUUAAGCCUAAAUUCACUUGUUCUUCCAGAUUAUUUAACACAACAGUCUGAAGCAGUAUUACCAUCUGUUCAACCUCAAAAUGACUCUAUAUUCAGAGGCAGGAAACUACGUAGAUCAAAGAGUGAUCGCUCCAACUUGGGAAUCACCUCAGUUAAAGAUCUUCAAAAGCCAUCACUAAAUCUUCAGGCAGAGGAAAGCAACUUGUGGCGGAAGAACUAUUAUAGCAUUGUUAAAGAUAGCACCUUUCCAGAAGCAGUUAUGGCUAAGGGGUAUGUCAGAGCUCUUGCUGAACAGAUAAACCAGCAGGGAACUUUAAAAGUAAUGAAAGAUGAGGACAUUGAAGAAGAAGACAGCAACAGUGAAGUAUCACAAUCUGCAAGUUCUGUUAUAUGUGCCAGAAAUGAUGAGGUACAGGUAAAUCUUGUACACAAGCUAAUCAAAGCAGCAGAAGAACAGAAGUUUAAAGAAGACAGAUCUUUGAGAAAGUUUAAUGCUCUAGCACAUGAUGAUACUGAUUUAAACAAUCACUCGGAACCUGAUUGGACAGGGCUAACGAACAGACAUUUAGUGUCUGAAUUCCGUCUAAAAGCAGAAAGUGUACAUUCCUUACAUAUUUCAGCUGAAGAGAAAACACCCUCAAGUAAAACUGGUGAAGCAAGGGACAAUUUAACUCUUUCUAUAACAUCAUCUGAUUCACAACUCCAUGCAGCUGAGGAAACAAAAUCUCAUUAUUCAUUGCCAUGCUCACCUUUCAGAACAUCACCAAUGGGAUAUGCUUCUUUAUCUCCAUCUGCAAUAAAACCCAAGCAGUCAACAUACUCUACAAAAUCUGCUGCAAAGUAUGCUUCAAAGCCAAAGGUUCCUCCAAAGCCAAAUGUUCCAGCAUUGAAAGGAAGGACUUCAGCACUACCAUCUGAUUCAGUAUUGUCUCCACAGUCACCUUGCAAGGCAACUCCACACACUUGUUCGCCUGAAGCAUCCCCAGUAUCAGCAUCUUCACAAAAUCCACAAACAUCUGAAGCACUAGUUGUACAGUUGUCCUCACUGACUUCACCACUGUCACCAAUAUCUUCAUCCAGAAUCCAUUCAGAAUCCACUACCCAAUCACCAGGACCUCCCCCUAAAACACCUAUCCCACCAAAACAUUCACCUAAAUCACCAACUGUAUGCUCAGUUACAUCCAUAUCAGUUUCCUCAUCAAAACAAAGUACAUUAUCAACAUCCAUAACACCCAAACAUCCACAGAAAUCACCCCCUCCAUCACCUAAUCUAACCAUCAUACCCUCACUGAUAACUGCUGUAGCAUCUGCAUUCUUUGCGCAGCCAUCAAACUCUGUUGCUCCCCACUCACCCAGGCCCACAUUUCCACCGCCCAGAACACCUUUGUCACCCAAUUUGUUAAAGGAAGCCACUGCUGCUUCGACCCACCACAAGGAAACAGUUGAGCAGUGGUUACAUUCAACACAUAGUUCCUCGACAACAGACACCAACAGCGAUGAUGUUUUGAUCAGGACUGUGUCAAAACGCAGCAGCGAACAAUAUAGAGACUCUGUCUUCAGUAUGAUUUACGACAACCCAGCCUCAUUAACUGCAGCAGAGCUGUUCGAUUCCAGCUGGUCAGAUUCUGAUAGCUGUGACGACACUGAUGACAGUGAUGAUGGUGGUGGCGGUGAGGUUACAGGCAGAAGGAAAGCACACAGAUCAGGCUGUUAUGUUCUGGAGCAAGUUGACACAAAGAUCAACAGUCAGUCUGAAGUUAAUCUCAAAGACAAGAGGUUUCAUAUUGCUCAAGAAUUGUUGCAGACUGAGAAGGAUUAUGUUGCAGUUCUUCAUCUGCUGCACCAUGUAUUCUAUGAACGCUUAGAUAGUGAGAAUCACCAACAGUCUUUCCUGCCUGCAGAUGCUCUCAAGCACAUGUUUUCCAACACAAAGAGCAUUUAUCUUUUCCAUAAUGAUUUUCUGUUGCCCCAGCUUGAAAACAGGAUGAAGAAUUGGGAACACGACCCUCGCAUCGGGGAUCUGAUGAAGAAGAAUGCACCUUUCUUGAAGAUGUACACAGAAUAUGUACGCAAUUUUGAUAGGGCAAUGAAACUGAUCAAUCAGUGGAUGGAGAAGUCAACCAAGUUCUCAGAAAUUAUUCAAGACAUUCAGAAACUACCAGAGUGUCGGAAUUUGUCCUUGCAGCAUCACAUGUUGGGUCCUAUUCAGAGGGUUCCACGUUAUGAACUUCUCUUGAAAGACUAUGUGAGACAUUUACCUGAGGAUUCCCCUGACAUGAAUGAUGCCAAAGAUGCCCUGGAUCUGGUGACUAAAGCUGCCUGUCACUCCAACGAAGCAAUGAACAAAAUCGAAACAUUCCAAAAGUUGUUGGACAUAUACCAGAGUCUGCGGGGUGUUCCUGUAGACUUUAUCUCUCCAGCUAGGGAGUUUGUCACUCAAGGACCAGUCACCAAAAUUGCAGCUCGAAGUGGAGAGAAACAGCUUAGACAUCUCUUUCUGUUUAAUGAUCUGGUUCUGGUGUGCAUCCAGUACAACUUGCUUGGCACUUACAGUGUUCGUUCUCAGCUGGAGCUGGAUGGCAUGGAGAUUAAGCCAGGCACCAGUAUGCACAUUCCAAAUACCUUCCUGGUACACAGCAAACAGAAGGUGGUAGAACUGCUAGAUGA